Molecule: messenger RNA, 3133 nt
Organism: Daphnia pulex (common water flea)
Lineage: Eukaryota; Metazoa; Arthropoda; Branchiopoda; Diplostraca; Daphniidae
Product: F-box-like/WD repeat-containing protein TBL1Y
Exons: 11
Coding region: 466-2727 (753 amino acids)
Biological process (GO): regulation of transcription by RNA polymerase II
Cellular component (GO): histone deacetylase complex
Molecular function (GO): protein binding; transcription corepressor activity
Source: RefSeq, a predicted model, not a curated record
UUACCAUUUAUGAUUUGAGGAAUUAUGACUAAUGCGACGAAGAAAUUAAUGAAGCUAUCAUAUCACAGAUUUGAAAGCCAAAUUAUGUUUAUUCGAUUCUCAUAGAAGAAAAACAAUUUUAAACGGAUUUUGCAGUUGUUUUCGUGAAUGAUCCAAAAUAAGCUUUCAGGGGCAAAGUUAUUUUUUUUUAUUCGAUUUGAGGGGAACUUUUAUGUUGGCGUCAACUUGACGAUAGUGCGUCAUUGCUUGACGAGCUCUAUCUUUUAGUAAGCUUGACGUAGAUUCAAGAUAUGGAGAAUCAUAACACUUUUUUAAGGACUUUGGAUUUCUUUAUCUUUGCUCGUUUGUUUAGUCCAAUCUCUUAUCUAUUUUAGCGUAGCAGAUUCACGAAGCGCUUUCCUACAGUUUUUCGUUUAGUUAACACAAUUGAAUCGCGGUGAGCAGUACCUUGUUUGACUUAAAAACAUGUCAAUGGCGGGGAACAAAAGUCUCUUCGAGUGCUGCGUGUGUUACUCAUUUUACAAUCGGGACUUUCGCAAACCCAAGUACCUUAUGUGCCAUCACACAGUGUGCCUAGAUUGCAUCUGCAAAACAUUGGAGUCCUCGGAUUCCUCAUUUUUACAAGUAAGAUGUCCGUUAUGUCGCGUAUUGACAACAAUCCAAUCGAAAGACAUCAAUCAAGCUCUGCGAACCAAUCAAGAUAUUCUUGACUUCAUGGACAUCUGGAUAUACAAACUGUCGAAUAAUGUUGAUAGUCGAUUGUCCGAUCACUGUCAAGUCGUUAUCAAUCAGAAUUUCGAGGAAACUUCCUCGGGAUUAAAAUGGUGUCGCGAUUGUCAGGAUUUAGCUUUUGAUGCUUGCCACGAUAAUAAGCACUGCACUGUGACAGUUUCUCCAACCAUUUUGAAAUUUGCCGAGAAGGCAUUAGCACAUGGCCGCCAGUCGCUAUCAAAUUGGGAAAAGGCUAUUUCUAAAAGAAACGAUUUGCGAGCCAUAGUCACAUCGAUUCAAUCCUCGGUAAAUCGUCUGAAGGAGCGUGUCGAUGGUUUAGUAGACGAGAAUGAUCGCGCUCUGGUUACCUUGCGUGACUGCUUCGAAGACAUCAAACAGUCUGUUGCCACCCUGGAUCCGUUAACUUCUGAUGUUGACUUCAAGGGAUUCGUUAUUCAGUCAGAACAUGACUUGAAAAAUGCAGCAGAAACACUGAAAACGUUUUCUUCUUUCGACGGAGCCCUCGUUUCAGUUUUGGUACAAUCAAAUAACCAACGAGAAUGUGGGAUGUUAAGUGGAAUUAUUCGUUGGGACGACACCUCAUCGAACGAGAUUGAAAUUAGAGUGAAUGAAACGGCAGACGAUGAGACAAACAGUACUUUUCUAUUGGACUCCAGACGGUUCAUAGGAUUUCUCUUGGCAUCAGUUCCAUAUACUUCACUGCCGAACCAUCGUCGGAGCAAGGACGGGUCGAAAAAAAAUAGGAAAAUAUACCUCUCGCAGCAGUCUUCUCCUUGUCUUACUACUAGAGAAUCAAUUGAUUCACAAUCUCCACUUCAACUCCCACCUGCAACUCCUAUCACAGAUGUAUCCAUCUCGCGGCAGUCUUCUCCUUGUCUUACUAGAGUAUUAAUUGGUUCACAAUCUCCAACUCAACUGCGACCCGCAACUCCCAUCAAAGAUAUUUCAGAAUUCUCUUAUCCGCCUAUAAACGAAUGCACGUCUACCUGUGCGUGGAAUCCUACUGAGAAUAUCCUGGCUUCCACCAGAAAAAACGAAUCAGUCUGUCUGAAUUUCGGUCCCAAAUUAAGUGACGUCACACCUCUUUUAUUCGAAGGAAACAACCAAACAUCGCAAUCGGGUGGCCAAGACCAUCGUUUAGCAUGGAAUUCUAAAGGAACGCAACUUGCCACAGGAUCCAGAGAAGGAUGGAUUUCCUUCUGGACAUCCAGUGGAACCAACCUUUAUCGACAAAAGCAACACCACGGAGAGAUUCUGGCACUGAAAUGGAGCCACGAAGGGAAAUUCCUGGCAACCGGUGGACGCGACACGCUCGUGAAAGUCUGGAAUGCCGUUGGUCAGAAUUGCGUCCAAAAUUUCACAUACCACAAAAGCGCUGUUUGGGAUUUUGACUGGCAGUCUGAAAACACGUUUGCAUCCUGCGACAUGAGCGGCAAGAUGUUCUUUGGUGAUAUUAGGCUGGUCGACAGACCCCAGUUUGCCUACACAGGACACAAGGGCUGGGUCAAAUGUUUGCAAUGGGAUAAUGAGCGAUUCCUAUUGGCUUCAUGUUCCAGUGACAAAACUGUAAAAAUUUGGACCCCAUUCGUGCCACCCUUUUUGCAAGAAUACACAGGUCAUAAAGGACCGGUGAAUGCCGUUCAAUGGAGUCCCGCGGGAUCUAAUCGAUAUCUUGCCAGCUGUUCGGACGAUCAAACAGCUCAAAUUUUGGACGUCAAAAGGCAAGCGAUAGUCCACCGACUGGAAUCCAAGACGAAACCGUCCAAAAUGACUUGCCUUUCGUUCUCCUCUGAUGGUAAAAUGCUCGCAACUGGCAACGAAAACGGUGCAGUUGAAAUAUGGAACGUCCAUAAUGGUCGCAUUGUUAGCACAUUUAAAAAUUUCGAAGCACCCAUCAACAAAAUUGCGUGGCAAAAGGGCGGAACAAUUCUGGGAGUCGCCAGACACGAUAAAACUUGUGCGAUGAUCGAUAUCAAGAACAACAAAGUCAAGUAGGCCUAUAUACAAAAUCGAACGGAUUAUUGGCCCUAAAUUUUGCAUCGAUAUAGAAUUGAACGGAGAUUCUUGAUUCCAUUAACGUUGUGACGGUUUUUUGUAUGUUAUGAAGCCUCUACAAUUCCCCCCCCCUGUCAACUUAACACACGUUCACUUCAACUUUUUUCAAUUAAUAUCACUACAAAUACUGGUGAUCAAUUGGGUUGGGUUUCACCUUUUAUUGAUUCAAUUCAUACUGAUUGUGCUGCAGUAGUUUAAAUAACAUCUUUGGUUUUUUUACCUAAGUGUAAAUUCAUUGACAAAUCUGAAAUUUUAUGGCAAUUAAUUAAUCGCAAUUGCAGUUUUCUGUGGAGCAAUAUUAACGCAAUAUAGUCGGGAAAUCUAUAAUAAACAAUUGACGCAAUAA